Messenger RNA from Equus quagga, 5227 nucleotides. RefSeq names its product caspase 10 (gene CASP10). The record is from RefSeq and is a predicted model, not a curated record. NCBI's taxonomy places the organism in Eukaryota, Metazoa, Chordata, Mammalia, Perissodactyla, Equidae. Gene Ontology annotation, biological process: negative regulation of extrinsic apoptotic signaling pathway via death domain receptors; proteolysis. Gene Ontology annotation, molecular function: protein binding. The transcript has 8 exons. Bases 161 to 1597 code for a protein of 478 amino acids.
UUGCAGAGCUAGCAACAAGUCUUGAGUUCUCUUCCCGCGCAAAUGGGAGUUUCCUUGAGACUUGGAGCACCCAGAAGAUUCUGAUUUCUUGAUUUUCAGGCAAUUUCCCUGAGAACCGUUUCCCUCCAGAAGAUCGUGGAAUUUGAUCUGAAGGCUGGCCAUGACAUCUCAAGGUCAAAACCUGAAUUCCAGUUCGGAUGAUAACUGUACAAUGGACUUUCGCCAGAAGCUUCUGUUUAUUGAUUCUCACCUGGGGGACCAAGACGUGGAACGCCUGAGGUUUCUCUGCCGAGAUUGCGUCUCCCACAAGAAGCUGGAGAAGUCCAGCUCAGCCUUGGAAAUUUUUGAACAUCUCUUGGCAGAGGAGCUGCUGAGGGAGGAAGACAGCUUCUUCCUGGCGGAACUCCUGUACAUCAUCAAGCAGAAGUCGCUGCUGUGCCACCUCUGCUACACCAAAGAGCAGGUGGAGAGCUUGCUGCCCGCCCGAAGGAGGGUCUCUCUGUUCAGAAACCUGCUCUACGAGCUGUCAGAAGGCAUGGACUCAGACAACUUAAACAGCAUGAUCUUCCUUCUGAAGGAUUCGAUUCCGAAAACCCAGAUGACUUCUCUAAGUCUCCUGGCACACCUGGAGAAACAAGCUCGAAUAGAUGAAGACAAUCUGACGUUGCUGGAGAUGCUCUGCAAAAACGUCGUGCCUAACCUUAUGAGGAAGAUAGAGAAAUACAAAAGAGAGAAAGCCGCCCAGGUGGUGACAGCUCCUGUAGACAAGGAAACUGAGUCAUUGCAUCACGGAGAGGAAGAGCUGUUUUCCCGUUCGGACAUUAAAAAGUUUUCCGGAGCCUUACCGGAGACAUCUCUGUACAGGAUGGAUCGGACACAUAGAGGCCACUGUGUUGUUGUCAACAACCAUACCUUUACUUCACUGGCAGACAGACCAGGAACCGAUAAAGAUGCUGAGUGCCUGAAGAGCGUGUUUCAGUGGCUUGGGUUCAGCGUGCAUAGAUAUGAUAAUGUGACUAAAGAAGGCCUGGAGAAAGUUCUGCAGGAAUAUAGGAAUCAUCCAGGCCAUGCUAGUGGAGACUGCUUCGUGUUCUGUGUUCUGACCCAUGGGAAAUUUGGAGCUGUCUACUCUUCAGACGGGAUCCUCAUUCCCAUUCGGGAGAUCAUGUCUCACUUCACAGCCCAGCGGUGCCCUGCUCUGGCUCACAAACCCAAGCUCUUUUUCAUCCAGGCCUGUCAAGGUGAAGAGGUGCAACCUUCCGUAUCCAUUGAAGCAGAUGCUGUAAAUCCAGAGAACGUGACCCCUUCCCUUGAGGACAGUGUUCCUGUUGAGGCGGAUUUCCUUCUUGGCCUGGCCACUGUCCCUGGCUAUGUAUCCUUUCGGCAUGUGAAGGAGGGUAGCUGGUAUAUUCAAUCUCUGUAUAAUAAUCUGAAGGACUUGGUUCCAAGACGUGAAGAUAUCUUAUCCAUCCUCACUGCUGUCAAUGAUGAUGUGAGUCGACAGGUGGACAUUUACGGGAAAAAGAAACAGAUGCCCCAGCCUGCUUUCACACUACGUAAAAAGCUAGUGUUCCCUGUGCCACAGAAAGAGCUUUGAUUAGAUGAGAGAAUUUUCAUCAACUCUUAGACUUGAAAGGAACAUUUGGUCAUCUCCUCAGCCUCCCGCCCAACAUAGGAAUUGGUGACAAAUGGUGAGCUGGCCUGGCCUGUCAUUCUAGUAAUAGGAAAUGCUCUAUUUUCUUACACUGCUAAUUCUGGGCUUUCUUUUUCUUUUUGACGAGUCUAAAUGUUGGAAAAUUUUCCUUAUUGAAGCCUUGGAUCACGGUCUUGGCUUUAGUUGUCCACCCUGAGAAAAAGUAAUUGGCCUCGGUUUGUGCAUCUGUGAAGUAAAAGGUGGGACCAGGAACAUUUUAAGGUUCCUUUUAGCUCUGAGAACCACGGUUCUUAGCCUAGACUAAGCUCAGACGUCCUCACCAUGUGACCACCCCUGGUUAGAAUUCUGUAUCCCCUCAAUGUGGCCCUGUUUUGGACAUUGGAUGACGACAAGAUCAUGGUUCGCUGACCUCUCACUGCUCUCCGCUUCCCAAGGCUUCGCUUCUGCAUCUCUAUGAGGAGAAAGUUUGGUCCAUGCCAUGCCCAUUUCCUGCUUCCGUGUAAGGAAGGUGCUCCUGCAGGAACUGUGCUCUUGGGGUAAGAACAGGGUUGGCUCUAGGAAGAUGAUUGCUCAGUGUGAAGAGACACACUUUCAGCUACGCUGGGAGCAGAAACUUUACAAACUGAUGUCAAAUUCUUUGUUGGUCAGAACCUUUCAGCUGCCAGUGACAGGACACCCAACUCAAACCGGAUUAGAGCGAAGAAGGGAAGUUAUUGCCUCUUUCACCUAAAGAGACACGAAUGAGUAGCACUGGCUUCAGGUGAGGGUUGAAUCAGCACCCAAUCUGCAGUACAGCAUCUUUCUCUUGGCCAGGGGUCCUCAGGGUUGGCAGGUGCAGUGUGCUGACUGCAGUCAAGAGCCCCGCCUUGUCACUAACCUGCACUCUGCUCCUCUGGCUCAAAGGAUGGGGAGGGAGACAGCCCGAGCGACUGAAGCUGUUCAGGGAUUGCUGCCCCCUCCUUAGCCAGAGGGGUGUCUGGCUAUGCCUUGUGGAGGGGGUGGCUCUGCAUGGAAGGUUUUGAAUAUUUUUAUGUAUGUGAAAUUUUUUUUUCAAUUUCAAGAGAAAUUUUCCUUUUUGAAUUCCUGGAAGAAGGAAGAUUGAAAGCUUGGUGGUUUCCUCAUUUAUAGACGAGGAAGUGGAGGCCAAGGAGGCAAAGCGGUCUGCUGCGGUGCUCCAGCCAGCUAUUGUUUACAGGGUGUUAUUUCCCACCUAGGUGGACUGCAACGUCACGGCCUUGACCGGACUUGAUGAAUGUCUCCGUCGAUAUGCGGACCUCGCGAAAGAUGUCAGGGAAGGAAGGAAAAUAACUCUCAGUCAUGUCUGAUUUUGUAAUUAUUUCUGUGAAAGUCAAAUUAACUUAUGGUGAAUUUGGUAUGAGAACUGUGUUAUAAUGUAGCUGGUAAUUACGUGGAUUUGAAUGUAGCUUGACCGAGGAACAAAUCUAAUACACACGUCAGGAUGAUCUUCAAACCACUGUUCAUACAAGUCAAAGCUGACAGCUCGUGGUUACCAUCUUUGUCCAGCUGGACAUUCAGGCGUCCUUCUCUGCAGUGCAGGACGGUGGGGGACCCAGGAAAGAGCAAAGGGUCUCUAGAUGGAAGCCCUGGGCUUCUAUUUGGCCCUGUGACUCCCUUGCUCUGAGACACUAAACCAAGCUAGUUUUUUGAGCCAUAUCUAUAGAGAAAAUAUUGUCUGUUGGUAGUUUUAAGGAGAAUAUAUAUCCCUUCAAAUCUAAUUGUGAGGUGCACAGAAGGCCUUUAGGGGACCCAGUCUUCUGUUAGUACCCUAAAUGGAAAUAGCAGAAUUUAAGUUCCUUUGUAUCUAAUUCCGGCUGACUUUUAGCUGCAAAUCAACACUAGCAAUAGGCACUGACAUCCUCUGAGUGAAGAACUGGUUCUUCCCUCACGGGUCACAGUGUCCCGGCAGCAACAAAGCCAGCUCUUGCUUCUGAGUCCAGCUGGAAAAAACCCUGCUGAUGAACUUUCCUUCAUCAGACACAUUUGGGGGUUGCUGUUUAAGUCCUAGGCCUGUGUUCUGUUUCAUAUUUCCGUUUUGCUGGAACGUAGUGCUUGUUCAAGGUUACAUUCUAGAAUCAGGAAACUUCCCCUGAACUUCCUUCACAGAGGCCUCCAGCAAGCACUUUGAGCAUUUAUGCCUGCAAGUCAUGGAUCUGUGCAGAGGCCAGGAGUGCAGUUGUCUGUGGCUCAUUUCCCCUAAGUGGAGGGUGUACACACUUGUCCUUUGUAUUUAUGUGUGUGUUUGUGUGUGUGAGUGAGUGAACUUAGUGUCCAGAACAACAGGAGGUGAUCUGGUCACAGACAUUUUGCAGUGGCUACAGCAAUUGUCUGUCCGGACAUUUAUGAAAUGGGCAGGUUGAGUAAGAUUUCUGUGUGUUUUGCCUGGUUUUGCUCAACCUACAAGAGGCAUAGUUAUUUUUUUCCUUGUUUUCUUUCUUUCUCAAAAGUUUGUCUUCUCUCAAACAAAAUCAAGGACACAAAAACCUAUGGUAGAGUAUUAUGCAAACAAUAGUUAUUUAAUAAUGAUACUACUGGCGUUUGUUAUUAUUAGAGCUACUAGUCACCAGAGCAUCCUGUGCAGGUUUGACACCACAGGAAUUUCUCUUAGCAAUAUGGUAUAUUCUGCCAAGGCUCAGGUAAUUUAAACCUAUAAGCAACUGGUACAUUGUUGUCACUGACCACUCAGAAUAGCCACUGACCAGUAUACACGAUGGUGAAUGCUGCUGGAUGGCAGCCCUUUAUCAAUGAUCAAGUCUCCAGUGAGGUAAACCAAAUUAGAAAUUCACCUGAUUUUACGGAUAACUUGUGUGCCAUAUCCGAUUCACUAACUCUCCCAGGUCAGGUACUUUCUGAGUGAUCUGGUCAAGUUGUUCUUGACCUGGAAUUCUUGGGCCCUCAGGUAUUUGUGGAUUUAUUCUCAGGGUCUACGAGUCCUCCACCUUCAUUUUUAAAUGUUGUAAUUCCUUCUUGGCAAUGAUCUUUAAAAAUUAAUAGGAGUGCAUCCUGGCUCUUCUGGAUGACCACUUCAUAUCUGAGCACUGCCACACUUCUGUGCCCACAGAAAGUGGUGAGCAUUACACUGACCUUUUUAAUGUAGCAUGGGUUACAGUCCAUGGCUAGAGGGCCUCAGAUUUAUCAUCAGGUGCCAGUGGUUAAUCUAUUUGAAACCUGCUCCAGUCCAUCCUCUCACCCCACGACAGACUCCUGCUCCACCAUCCCUCACCUCUGCUUAGCCAUUCCAGCAGAGGGAACUCACACCACAUGCAGAGUCAUGGAUUUGGGAGUGUAGAAGAACCCCGGAGACCCUGUGAUCCAGCCUUCAGAAUGCUAAACAACUUAGCAAAGUCUCACAGCUGUUAGUGGAGGAUUUGCAAUCCUGUGUAUCUCCUGCUUUGCAAUCCUACAACCUGGUUUCGCUCUUGAACAGUUUCAAUUGUUCUUUUCUCUGUUGAACUUAAAUCUGCCUUUAUCCCAGGGAUGCAAGGAUGGUUCAACACCCACAAAUCAAUCAAUGUGAUACACCACAUUAACAAAAUGAAGAAUAAAAAUCACAUG